Cryptomeria japonica (Japanese cedar) is the source of this 2324-nucleotide messenger RNA. Its product is annotated as sulfate transporter 3.1. The record is from RefSeq and is a predicted model, not a curated record. The transcript has 13 exons. Lineage: Eukaryota; Viridiplantae; Streptophyta; Pinopsida; Cupressales; Cupressaceae. The coding region runs from base 251 to 2179 and encodes 642 amino acids. Gene Ontology annotation, biological process: transmembrane transport. Gene Ontology annotation, cellular component: membrane.
UGAAGCUCUGUUCUACUCUACUGAUCUUUGAAUUGUGUAGAACAUCUUGUAAACUGGAUACAUAUUAUAGUGCAACAGAGAGGGCCCAAUGCCCAGUGGGUCCCUAAUGGCACUAGGAGGUGGCCGAGGAACAUGCUUCCAUUCUUAUAUAACCACCCAAGUUCAUCACAAUCUCAUGAAUAUGAGUUGUUUUGUUCUGUGAUCUUUGUGGGGGGGUGGUAGUUAAGCAAUCGCACCAACUGCAGGUGCAAUGGAAGGAGAUGAGCAUGUGAAAGUUAAUGAUGAUUUAGAAAUGGUCAUGGCUCACAAGACUGAUGUUCCUCCUGCUCAAGGCACAAGCAUGAUCAAUGAAGUUGGCAAGGCAGUCAAGGAAAUUUUGUUUCCUGAUGAUCCCUUUAGGCAGUUUAAGGAUCAGUCUAGGGAACGUAAGUGUGUUCUUGGGCUUCAGUAUGUCUUCCCCAUCUUUGAGUGGGCACCCAAGUAUUCAUUUGCUUUCUUCAAGUCAGAUGUGAUAUCUGGACUCACCAUUGCUUGUCUUGCCAUUCCACAGAGCAUAAGCUAUGCAAAGCUUGCAAAUUUGCCUCCCUUGAUGGGACUAUAUUCUAGUUUUGUCCCUCCUCUAAUAUAUGCAAUGCUGGGAACAUCCAAGGAUAUGGCAGUGGGCACAGUGGCGGUUGUAUCGCUUCUCCUCACCUCAAUGCUCACCGAUGAAGUCUCUCCUAUAACCAAUCCAGCGCUGUAUAUGCAGUUGGCUUUGACUGCAACAUUUUUUGCUGGAGUUUUCCAAGCAUCCUUGGGUAUUUUCAGGCUGGGAUUCAUCAUAGACAUGCUGUCACAUGCAACAAUAGUGGGAUUCAUGGCAGGAGCUGCCACUGUUGUGUCCCUCCAACAGCUCAAAGGCUUCCUUGGACUCCAACAUUUCUCAACUAAAACAGAUAUUGUUUCAGUGAUGCACUCGGCUACACAACAAGUUCACAAGUGGAGUUGGGAAAGCAUUGUGUUGGGAGUAUCCUUCCUAGUUUUCUUGCUAAUUACUCGUCACAUUAGCAAGAAAAAUUCCAAGCUUUUCUGGGUAUCUGCUGCUGCUCCACUGACAUCUAUCAUUUUAGGCAGCCUGCUGGUGUUCUGCACGCAUGCAGAAAAACAUGGAAUACAAAUUGUGGGACACUUGAACAAAGGUUUAAAUCCCUUGUCCAUUGAGCUCUUAGUCUUCCAGGGACAGUAUUUGAAGGUUGCUUUAAAGACAGGACUGAUAUGCGGUCUCAUUUCCCUAACUGAAGGAAUAGCAUCCGGAAGAACAUUUGCCCUCUUAAAGAAUUACCAUACAGAUGGCAAUAAGGAGAUGAUAGCCUUCGGAAUGAUGAACGUAUUGGGCUCCUGGACUAGUUGUUAUGUUGCAACAGGUGCAUUCUCCAGAUCAGCAGUGAAUUUUAAUGCAGGGUGUAAAACAGCUGUCUCAAAUAUUGUAAUGGCCAUUGCUGUUAUGAUAACUCUACUGUUCUUGACCCCUCUGUUCCACUACACUCCCAUGGUGGUUCUCUCAUCCAUAAUAACAUCAGCUAUGCUAAGCUUGAUUGACAUCCAAACUGCAUACCAUCUGUGGAAGGUGGACAAAAUUGACUUCCUCGUCUGCAUGGGAGGCUACUUUGGGGUGGUUUUUAUAGACGUUGAGACUGGUUUGAUUAUUGCUGUAUCCAUUUCUGUGGUAAGGGUAUUAAUGCAUGUCAUGAGGCCUCAUACUGCAGUUCUGGGGAACAUUCCUGGAACAUCCAUGUACAGAAGCACAGAGCAGUACCAAGAUGCUACUAAAAUCCCAGGCAUUCUCAUCCUACGGAUAGAUUCCCCUAUAUAUUUUGCCAAUGCCAACUAUUUGAAAGACAGAAUGUUGAGAUGGAUAGAAGAAGAAGAAAAAUUGAUCAAGCUCGAUCAAGACAUCUUACACUAUAUAAUUCUUGACAUGGGUUCUGUGGCUACAAUUGACACAAGUGGCAUCAAUAAUCUUGAAGAAUUGAAACAAACAUUAGAGCAUCGACAAUUGCAGCUUGUUUUAGCAAAUCCAUCAAGCGCGGUAAUGGAAAAACUUCACAAGUGCAGAUUUAUAGAGUUGCUUGGGGAAAAAUGGUUGUUUGUUACAGUGGCCGAGGCUGCUGUUGUUUGCAAUUCUCUACUUCAGGCUUAAAAAGUUCACACCAUCAACUACAAUCACAAAAAGUAAUUAAGAUUGUAGAACAUAAAAUCAUACAGUAUCCAGUGAAGAAAAAUCCCUUCCCUCCAUGUAUAGAGAGAGAUACCAAUUUAAGGAUUAUUUGAAGAGACAUUCUACA